Hyphopichia burtonii NRRL Y-1933 is the source of this 1064-nucleotide messenger RNA. It is a transcript of the gene ERG20, whose product is annotated as bifunctional (2E,6E)-farnesyl diphosphate synthase/dimethylallyltranstransferase. Lineage: Eukaryota; Fungi; Ascomycota; Pichiomycetes; Serinales; Debaryomycetaceae. The transcript has a single exon. The record is from RefSeq and is a predicted model, not a curated record. Gene Ontology annotation, biological process: trans, trans-farnesyl diphosphate biosynthetic process. Gene Ontology annotation, cellular component: cytoplasm. Gene Ontology annotation, molecular function: dimethylallyltranstransferase activity; (2E,6E)-farnesyl diphosphate synthase activity. Bases 12 to 1064 code for a protein of 350 amino acids.
CAAAGACUACAAUGGAUAAACAAGCCGCCAAAGACAGAUUCAUCAAGGAAUUCGACCAAUUGGUCAAGGAAUUGCAAGAAAUCUUGACCAAUUACAAGAUGCCUCAAGAAGCCAUUGAUUGGUUUACUAAGAGUUUAGAUUAUAAUACCCCAGGAGGUAAAUUGAAUAGAGGGUUAUCAGUAAUUGAUACUUAUGCCAUUUUAAAGGGAACUACUUCAGAUAAGUUGGGUGAUGAAGAAUAUAAAAAAGCUGCACUUUUAGGAUGGUGUAUUGAGUUAUUACAAGCAUAUUUCUUAGUUGCUGACGAUAUGAUGGAUGCAUCGAAAACUAGAAGAGGUCAACCAUGUUGGUAUUUAGUUGAAGGGGUUGGAAAUAUUGCGAUCAAUGAUUCAUUCAUGUUAGAAGGAGCCAUUUAUAUUUUAUUAAAGAAGCAUUUCCGUCAAGAUAAAUAUUACGUUGAUUUAUUAGAUUUAUUCCAUGAAGUUACCUUCCAAACCGAAUUAGGUCAAUUAUUAGAUUUAGUCACUGCUGAUGAAGAACAUGUUGAUUUAGAUAAGUUCAGUUUAGAAAAACAUUCAUUCAUUGUUACUUUCAAGACUGCUUAUUAUUCAUUUUAUUUACCAGUUGCAUUAUCAAUGUUUAUGGUUGGUGUUUCAAGUGAAGAAGAUUUGAAACAAGCCCGUGAUAUUUUAAUUCCAUUAGGAGAAUAUUUCCAAAUUCAAGAUGAUUUCUUAGACUGUUUUGGUACCCCAGAACAAAUUGGUAAGAUUGGUACUGAUAUUAAAGAUAAUAAAUGUUCUUGGGUUGUUAAUAAAGCAUUAAAUAAAGUUAAUCAAGCACAACGUAAACUUUUAGAUGAAAACUAUGGUAAAAAAGAUGAUGAAUCCGAACAAAGAGUUAAAGAUUUAUUCAAAGAAUUAGAAAUCGAAAAAGAUUAUUAUCAAUAUGAAGAAUCAAUUGUUAGUGAAUUAAAACAAAAAAUUGAUCAAGUUGAUGAAUCAAGAGGUUUCAAAAAAGAAGUUUUAACUUCUUUCUUGGGUAAAGUUUAUAAACGUUCUAAAUAG